AUGUCUGCUUCUGUUAUUACAGAGUCAGACAUGCUUGUCAUCCAACAUCAGCAAAACACUGGGCAAUCUCCUUGCAAAACUCAUGAAGAGAAGAAAUUGCCUCGGAACCCUUCACAAUGGAAGCCAUUGUUUCAUGUCACAGCACCAGCAGGAUGGAUGAAUGACCCUUCUGGAUUGGGAUAUGACCCAGAAACAGGGUUAUACCAUUUGGGUUUCCAAUGGAACCCACACGGGAAUGAUUGGGGCAAUAUGUCCUGGGGCCAUGCCACAUCCCCAGAUCUGGUGUCAUGGAAGACAGCCACUGAUCCCAUCUUGACACCCUCUGCUGAAUACGAUCGCCUGGGCGUCUUUACAGGAUGUCUACAGCCAACCGGUAUCUCCGGACAGCUGGGAUCUCUUACAAUCAUAUAUACCUCCGUGAGACAUCUCCCAAUCCAUUAUACGUUGCCAUAUACACGUGGAAGUGAGACUCUCAGUUUGGCUGUUUCGCAAGAUAGAGGCGAAACCUGGGAACGCCAGGGCUGUAACCCGGUCCUCACCGGCCCACCUUCACAUCUUAACGUGACGGGCUGGAGAGAUCCCUGGCUCACCACUUGGGCUGAUGGACCUCUUUCCAAACACACGCCGUCAACACUAUAUGGCUUUAUGUCAGGAGGAAUCGCCAACAAGACUCCCACGGUUUUUGUUUACACUGUCCAUGCAACAGAUCUCACCAAGUGGGAUUUCAUUGGCCCAUUGAUAGACGUCGGCCUCAAUCUACGACCAUCUCGCUGGUCUGGCGACUACGGCGUGAACUGGGAAGUCGUCAAUCUGAUGACCCUGAGCAAUGACACUGGCGUUUCUCGGGACUUCAUCAUCAUGGGAGCUGAAGGCUGUGUACCGUUGGAUAAUUCGAACCAAGAUGGGGACCAAGAAGCACGCCAGAAACGAGUAUCCCGGGCCCAGCUCUGGAUGUCUAUCAAAUCCAACGGAGAAAAAAAACCUACAUCCACAGACAGACCCCUGGCCUCAUAUGCAUUCUCUGGUAUCUUCGAUCACGGCUGCUAUUAUGCGGCUAACUCGUUCUACGACCCGCAAACCUCGCAACAUAUCGUCUACGGCUGGAUUACAGAAGAGGAUCUAUCCGACUCUUUGCGCCAUCGCCAAGGAUUCAGCGGCUUGGUUUCUCUUCCUCGUGUGGUGGAAUUGAUGACAUUGAAAAAUGUCAAGCAGGCACGAAUCUCCCAGUUGAGUUCGAUUACUUCAAUCGACACCGUCCCCAAUGCCUCUGGUACCUUCACGAUCCAUACGAUGAAGAUUAGCCCAGAUAGCCGACUCAUGCGGCUGAGACAAAGUGCCCGGGAGAGCCAUCUCGCUGGGGUAGCCCUGUCUACAUCACGUUCACAAAGUGCUAUGCUGUUAGGAACAUCUAAAUGGGAAAUUGACGCCGAGUUUUCCGUUAGUAAAUCUUGUGCCCGUGUGGGUAUGAAGAUCCCACACACUUCUGAUGGUCAAGAUUGUACUACCCUUUCCUGGGACCCACGAAGUGAGACCUUCGAAAUCCAUCGACCACUGAUUGACAACACCGAAGUAAACCACGGCUAUGAAACUGCUCCGCACACGCUAUUUACUUUCCUGAAUGAGCAUGGCGAAGAGGUUGAGGAGACACUUCGAGUACACGCCUACUUUGACGCCAGUGUGUUAGAAGUGUUUGUCAAUGACAGAACGGUCAUAUCUACACGAAUCUACCACCCAGCAGAUCAUUGCUUGGGACCACUGUUCUUCGCAGAGUCUGAUGCCGGGGCGAAUGAUGAGCAACCAGCUGCGGUUCUCGAGCGAGCUUCUAUUUGGGAUGGACUUAGUGUAUGA
Molecule: messenger RNA, 1848 nt
Organism: Penicillium hordei
Lineage: Eukaryota; Fungi; Ascomycota; Eurotiomycetes; Eurotiales; Aspergillaceae
Product: glycoside hydrolase family 32 protein
Exons: 2
Coding region: 1-1848 (615 amino acids)
Biological process (GO): sucrose catabolic process
Molecular function (GO): sucrose alpha-glucosidase activity
Source: RefSeq, a predicted model, not a curated record